Molecule: messenger RNA, 2451 nt
Organism: Rotaria sordida
Lineage: Eukaryota; Metazoa; Rotifera; Eurotatoria; Philodinida; Philodinidae
Source: the annotation of a GenBank genome assembly
AUGUUUAUUCUCUAUGAUUCAACAUUAUUUAUUAUAAUUGUUAUAUUUAAAAAAAUUGAAACAAAUCAAUCAAAUAACAACCAAAAUAAAUAUUCUUCUAUUAUUAUUAUUAUUAUUAAUAUGUGGUUUAUUUCACGUUGUAUAAGUAUUGAUUCACUGAAUUCAUGUUUUCAGCAACAAAAAAAUAAAAUAAGUCAUGAUUUUUGUUUACGUAGAGAAAAACCAGAUAUUUUUACAACAAGGAAUGAUGAAAAUGAUUGUGAACCAUUAGCUAAAAAAUCUACACAUAAUAAUAAUAAUAAUAAUAAUACUAAUCAUCAUCGUCAACAUAUUCGUCGACGUAUACCAAAACGUUAUAGUAAUAUUAUUGGUUCAUUUACAAGAAAAAAUUUUUCAUUAGAAAAAGAUUCAAUUAAUCGUGAAAAACAAACUAUUCUUCCAUUAUUUCAAUCUAAUCAUUUUUCAACAACAAAAACAAAAAAUUCUCGUCAUCAUCAUCAUCAUCAUUCAUUAAAAUCUAUAAAUGAAAAAAUUUAUUGUUUUAAUAAAAAUAAAAAAAAAUCUCAUGAAAUAAAAGAUCAUUAUUCUAAUCAUACAAUAAAACAUAAUAAUAUUCUUGCACAACGUAUGCAAGCAGCAAUGAGUAGUGAAUUAAUGAAUUCACUUGAUCGAAAUUUUGUUUUUGGUUAUAAUAAACAAUCAACAACAAAUUCUAUUAUAACUCGUUCACAUUCAUUUGAUAUUUGUACAUCUUAUAAUGAUAAAUCUGAUGAAAUUUCUUAUCAUAAUUUUAAAUCAAAAAUUAAAAAUAAUUUUAAUAAAGAAGAUAUUUCUAUACAUGUACCAACACCUGAUUAUGAUGAACAAAAUGAUGAUAUUAUUAUACAAACAUUAAAUAUAGAAAAUGAUAUUAAUGAAGAACCUAUUAUUGAUUAUGAUGAUUCAAAAUCAAUUAUUAAAUAUGAAUUAGAUGAUGAAUCAAAUCAUGAAAUUUUAUCAUCAUUUAUUAUUCAACAAAUAUCAAUAAAUAAUAAUAAAGAACAAAUACCUAUACCACCACCAUUACCUAAUCUAGAUAAUAAACAAAAGAAAAUAACAUUUCAUUGUCGUACUAUUGCUGAUAAAUUAUCAUCUGAUCAUAAACUUAUUCUUAAAGAUGAUGAUGAUGAUGAUGAUGAUGAUGAUUUAAAACAAUCAGAUUCAUUAAAAAUAUCUUAUCAUAAUAUAUCAAAAGAUUUAAUAUUAAAUAAAAAUUCACAAUCAUUAUCAUAUACAUAUUCACCUGAUGAAUCUAUAUCACAAUUAAUUAAUCAUGAAACAAAUUUAAAAAUAUUAUGUCAAAAUCCAUCAAUAACAGAUGAACAAAUUCAACAUUGUUUAUCAUCAUCAUCAGUAGGUACAUCAAUUGAUAUUGAUUAUGAUGACGAACAUCGUUCAUCAUCAUCAAAACUUUAUAAUGAUUAUAAAAAACAAACAUCAUUAAUAAGUAUACCAACAAGUACAAUUCAUAGUCAUUCUAUUAUAAUACAACCAAUGCAUACACAUUUUGGAUUACGUUCAUCAACAUCAUCGACAUCAACAAAUGAAAAAUUAACAGACAUGACUUUACCAAGCAAACAAAUGAACGUGUGUGUUAUUAAUCAACUAAAUGAACAUUUAUCAACACGUUUCCGUAAGCAACAGCAAGAUUUAUGUUCAAAUAAUUUUAAUAAUUCUGAUAAUAAUAAUAAUAAUUAUCAAAGUUACAAUUCAUCACAAGAACAUAUGUCGGAAAAUAAUAAUAAUAAUAUUCAAUUAAAUAUUUAUAAUGAAUCAAAAGAUGUACCAGUGACUAAUUCAAUAUAUUCAUCUUCAAUACCUCCACCACCACCACCACCACCACCAUUACCUGUUGAUGGUUUUCAUUCCAUAAUACCAACUAUAAAUCGUUCAACUAAUAAUUAUCAACGAACAUCAAUUAUGACAUUACCACGUGAAAUAAAUAAUUCAACUAUACCUUGUAGUACUGGUACAUCAACAAUAUCAAGUAAUUUAUCUGAUACACGAAUUUUACGUGAAUUACGUGAAAAUCCAUUAUUUACACGUGCAAAACAACAACUUGAAAUUGAACCUGGUUCAAAUGGUCGACGAUCAGGUCGUCGAUUAAUUGGAUCAACAUUAAAUAUAACAAAUACUGAAACAGUAUCAUAUAUACAAUUAGAUAAUUAUACAAAAACAAAUUUAAAAAAAUCAUAUGAAACAACAACAAAUCCACAACAAUUAGAAACAAUAAUAAUGCUUCCUAAUGAAUUAAAUUCUAUACUUGGAAAACGAACGAAAUCAACAAAUGAUAUUAAUCAAAUAAAAUCUCGUCCAUGUACAAAAUCAUUAAUACAAACACAAUGUCGACAAUCCGAACUUGAACUUAUUUUUCAAAAACGUGCUCAACGAAGCGAACAAAAUUUGAUGUGA